AUGUCUAACAACAUAAACCAUAUCUCCAUCUUUGACAUCCCUGCGCUCCUCGACUCUAUAUGCGAUAAUCUCUCCAGGAACCAAGUAGCCGCCUGUCUCCAGGUGUCACGAUCCUGGCAUGACCUCUUUCUUCCCCUGAUCAGCCGUUUCGUCAAGGUCGACUACGUGAGCGACGGCCAAGCCAAAGUCCAAUCCAUCCUCGAUCGUGCCGCCGUCAUCCGUUCGCUCGAGAUCAACCUUUCUGACGGCGUAUUGUUUCUCGACAGACGCGUGGUCUGUACCAACCUGCGACGACUCUACUGCCUCGACUCCUAUGAUUUCGAUUCCUCUCCCGAAUCUGAAUUUUCUGACUUCCCGAACACCACAAACCCGAUGGCACUUGUCUGCAAAAAUCCCCAGUUGGAAAUGCUGCAUUUCCAGCACCGUAGAGAAGCAGUUUCAACAAAGCAUUUCACGCUAUCCAUACUAGAGUCACUCUUGUUCCACUCAUCGCUGACGCAGAUCAAGGUCAGGAUAGUCGAGUAUGAGAUCGCGUUCUUGCACACGCUCGUACAACACCUUCCAUCCACUCUUCGAGAUCUAGAGUGUUCUGGAUGGAGAUGCAACGUCUCGCCGUCGAUCGUGCAGGAGCUGCCAUUGCUUGACUGGCCUUCGACGUCACUCCGGAAACUGUGUCUCCAUUCGACCAGCUGGUACCCCUUUGAGGAACAAGGAUCGUCGAUGUUUUGGUCAUCUCUUUUCUUCGACAGAGGCUACCUUCCUGAAUCGGUUGUCGUCCCCCUUGUGGCCAAGUGUCCGCUGCUUCAAGAGUUCACCAUUGGAGAUUACAAGGGUGACCCUCAAGUCGUGCUACAGGCGCUGACGGAUUCCUGUCCUGACCUGGAGAUUGUCAACCUUCAUGGGUGCGACUAUGUGCCACUUCCACUCGACCCUCCAGAGGCAACAACAACAGCAGUCCCUGGAAGUUCUCCCUUGAGGGGUCGCCUCGCAAAGCUCCGAGAGUUUCGAAUGCAUAUCUGGAACCAAAACCGAACGCAGGACGAGUACCAGAAUCUGGCCGACUGGAUCCUCCGCUCGGCUUCAACUCUUGAGGUCAUCAAGUUCGAGAUGAAUGACUAUCAAUGGAACUCGAUCCAAUAUCCGUGGUCUUUGCAACACGUCACCAAUGCGGACUUGUUGGAUUCUUGUGCAUGGAGCGACUGUAGUCGGUUGAGAAAGUUCAGGGUCAGGAUGAGGCAGUACCACACUAUUAUUUGCUGUCUCAACUGCGACGGCGAAGUCGAUGUUAGGCCUCCAGAGUGUCUCCCCAGAGCUCUACUUGAGGAUCUUGUCCGGCCUUCCGAAUGGCAGUGCACAGAGCUGGAGUCACUCGACUUGUUGGUCAGAGAUGCACCAUCACCAGUGUCUGCCAACGUCGAGAUCGCGCUCGCCCAGGAAAACGAGGAGCCGAUCCCGCUGACUCCAGUCGAGACUGAGCGAAUGCGACAGAAGUUUGCUUGUGAAAUUGGACAGCUCUUUUGGAGGCUCAAGUCUCUUCCAAAGCUGUCAGUCAUCAAGCUGAAAUGGGAUUUGUCCGAAGCUGUGACGACUGUGGCAUUGGAGGAUCUAUUGGACAUGAUCAACAAGGACAUACUGGAGGCCGAGGACGAGGACGAGAGGAGCGGUGAGAGUUGGGAUGAAGGUGAGGAUGAGCGCGAGGAUGAGCGCGAGGACAUAUCAACAGCCGAGGUAGAUAUCGUGGCGGAAGCGACUGGACCGAGGAAGGUGAAGUAUGAGGAUUUGGCAUGGCUAGGCUUGGGAUCCGUGUUUUGGACCCGCCGCGAAUAUGAGUUCAACGCAGCAGAAAAUUCGUCUCGUGAGCACCCGCCUCAUGAGUUUGAUCAUCCAGAACACCCUAUCCAUCGGCGCGUCGGACAUGGCUGGAGAGAUUGGGAUGUCGUUGCUGGCAGAGAUGGCGAUGAUAACUCCGAGUGCGAUUACAUGGAGGACCCUAUCGUGUCGAGGACACAGUUCGAGGUGAUGACAAAAACAUUUGAGGGCGCCAAUGGGUUCUGGGGGAGACGGGCAAGGGUGAAGAAGGGUGGCCGUCAGGGCGAGUGUCUGAGUCAGCAAGCGACGCGCUUGGAACGCAAGAAAAAAUAA
Messenger RNA from Linnemannia hyalina, 2142 nucleotides. The record is from the annotation of a GenBank genome assembly. NCBI's taxonomy places the organism in Eukaryota, Fungi, Mortierellomycota, Mortierellomycetes, Mortierellales, Mortierellaceae.